Saccostrea cuccullata (small rock oyster) is the source of this 1439-nucleotide messenger RNA. Its product is annotated as acid sphingomyelinase-like phosphodiesterase 3b. The transcript is spliced from 6 exons. The record is from RefSeq and is a predicted model, not a curated record. The coding region runs from base 76 to 1401 and encodes 441 amino acids. Gene Ontology annotation, molecular function: phosphoric diester hydrolase activity. Lineage: Eukaryota; Metazoa; Mollusca; Bivalvia; Ostreida; Ostreidae.
GGUUGCUAUAGAUAACCUUGCCGAUAAGGGACCAUAAAGCUGUUUGUGCAAGAGAACACUUUCAGAUUAUCGAAUAUGGUAUUUCCUCAUAUAUAUUUGGUCUUAGUUUUAACCAUAACUAAGACUUCCAUAUGUGUUUCAGAAGGUUGGUUUUUACAUGUGACGGACUUUCAUUGGGACAACACGUACACAAGUAGGGAUCUUUCCUGUAAUGGCGUGGUAAAUACCCACGGUGUUUAUGGGGAUUACUGGUGCGACUCCCCGUUUUCCCUCAUUGACGUCACAAUAAAGGCCAUGAAGAAUGCUACAAUAGAUAAAGCUGUGGAUUUUAUGCUCUGGACUGGUGAUAGCAUUCUUCAUACCGGUGAUGAACAUCUAAGUAUCGACAAUAAUAUUGAGAUGCUUACAAAUCUGACAAACAAUUUACAGCAGACGUUCCCUACAAUGGACGUUUAUGCCACUUACGGAAAUCACGAUUACUACCCUAAUGGACAGUACCCUCCACAUAACAACGAGAUUUAUAACAGAACACUGGAACACUGGAGAAGCUGGAUCAACGAUAGUACACAGGAGGAAUUAUUUUUGAAAGGAGCUUACUACACCUUAAAGACAAAGUAUGGAAUAAGAAUCCUGGCAUUAAAUACCAACUUGUAUUAUACGUCAGACAAAAUUACAGCUCAUAUGGAUGAUCCUGCCGACCAAUUUGUUUGGAUGGAGAAUAUAUUGGAGCAUUCCAGACAUUUAAGUGAAAAGGUGCUAAUAACUGGACACGUUCCACCAGGGGUCGCUGCAGAAGGCGGGAAACCUUGGUUUUAUCAACAUUUCAACACUCGCAUGGUUCACAUCCUUCAACAAUAUAGUGACAUCAUAAUAGGACUGCAUUUUGGACAUGAGCAUGCUGAUACAUUUAGAUUAUUUUAUGAUCAUUCUGGCCAACCCACGAUGGCGAUGUAUAUUGCACCUUCAGUGACUCCUUGGAGAUACAAAAAUUCCAAAGCAACAGGACCAAAACACAAUCCCUCCUUCCGAAUGGUCAAGUAUGACAGAGUGUCGGGUAGACAUUUAGACUUAGUUCAGUAUUACAUGGAUCUACCAGAGAGUAACCGACAGGGUAAACCUAUCUGGAAAAUUGCUUACACAGCCACUCACGACAUGGGAAUUUCGGACAUAUCUCCGAAAUCCAUGGAUAAUUUUGCAACUCGAACGAGAAAUCCACAUAGCCAAGAGUUCCAGAAUCAACUGAGUUGGCGAAAUGCCAAAGCGGAAGUGAUGCCCUGUGACGCCUUUUGUCAUUCUUUAAUCUUUUGCAAUUUUAAGAAACUUCAUGAUCAUGAUUUCAAACUUUGUUUACGAGAAACUCAACAAUAUACAGCAACCUUACCAUUUGGGAGAAGAAAGUAAAACUUUUCUAAGCCAUUGGAAUGAAAGAAAAUAAAUGA